AUGGCCGUGCCAUUGGAUUCGCCACAACCAGUCUUCACCUUCCCUCCCUUGGACACGAUCCCCGAUGCGCAGGAGGAUCAGCCAGUGCCGGGCACAGCAUUGGAUAAGCUCGGCUCACUUGAUGUCUCGGCGCUCGUGUUUGGCGCCGCUACGCUCUCGCACAUAUAUAACGCAGUAGACACUUUGUCCACCGACAUACUGUUACGGACAGUCCGUCUUGCGAUGCGCUAUGGCAUCCGCUCCUUCGAUACUUCCCCUUACUAUGGCAUCUCAGAAAUUGUGUUGGGGACUGCCCUCAAGGCCCUGGAAGCAGAGUUUCCCCGCGAGUCGUACCAACUCAUGACCAAGUGUGGCCGCUACGGCGGAGCUGAUUUCGACUAUUCUCCCGCAACAAUCCGUCGCAGCGUGCAGCGUAGCCUCGAGCGGUUACAUACGAGUUAUCUGGAUGCCGUGUACCUACACGACACGGAGUUCGUUGCUGAGUGGGUUGGUCCCCGAAAAGAAGGUGACCACUCAGGCGCUCUCGGCUCGGAGGCACAGGCGUACGGAGUUGCGCCAGGGCAAGAGGCGCUUAUACAUGGGCCAGGUGACCAGGCGAUCUUGGAUGCAAUCGCAGAGCUUCGGAAGAUGCAGAACGAGGGCCUUGUAAGAAACAUCGGGAUUACAGGCUUCCCGUUGCCGACGCUACUCCGUCUUUCCCUACUCGCGCUACAUACUGCACCGUACCGCCCUCUGGAUAUCGUGCUCUCGUACUCGCACUUGAACCUCCAAAAUGAUACGCUUCGCGCAUUUGCUCCCGUUCUACGUGAGCGGGCACGUGUUGGUAUGCUGCUCACCGCGAGCCCACUCAGUAUGGGCUUGCUCACUCCGCGCGUCCCAACAUGGCAUCCCGCGCCGGAAUCGCUCAAGAAAGCUGCACAGGAGGCGGUGAUCCGUUGUGCAGAUUGGAAUGGCGGGUUGCCCGCUGUUGCCAUAGCAUGGGCCUCUAAAGUCGCGGAGCAGGGGCCAGUACCCAUGCCCUCGGUAGUAGGUCUCAGCAAGCUUCAAGAGGUUCAUCAAGCGGUACGCGCUUGGCGUGUUGUCCGCGACGGCGCGAAAACGGAGGAGUUAGACGCUAUCGCAGUUAAGGCGACGGCCGCCUUCGAAGAAACAGGCACGAAGAACUGGUCUUGGGUCACCCGUGGAUGA
Messenger RNA from Peniophora sp. CBMAI 1063, 1188 nucleotides. Lineage: Eukaryota; Fungi; Basidiomycota; Agaricomycetes; Russulales; Peniophoraceae. The record is from the annotation of a GenBank genome assembly.